This is a messenger RNA of Centruroides sculpturatus (bark scorpion), 710 nucleotides long. RefSeq lists its product as uncharacterized. The transcript is spliced from 4 exons. NCBI's taxonomy places the organism in Eukaryota, Metazoa, Arthropoda, Arachnida, Scorpiones, Buthidae. The record is from RefSeq and is a predicted model, not a curated record. The coding region runs from base 226 to 585 and encodes 119 amino acids.
UAUUCGUACAAGAAUGAAACGUGAAAGCAUUCUUGUAGCAGCCAUUCAAAUUAAAAAAUGCAGAAACACGUUGUUGAUAAGUAACGAUUCCACCGAUUUUAAUGAAAUUUUUUAUAUAUGAAAAAAAAUUACUGCUCGUCAUUCUGACGACGCUCGUUAUCAACUUUUAUUUUUAUAACAGACAUUAAUUUUUCAGAAAAUAAAGACAACGGCCAGGAGUUAAAAAUGAAUCUUCCGACUAUGUCCUUUUUACCAUUUUUGUGGAACAUUGUAUUUUCUCAACGUGACAAGAAAUACCACAAUUCAUACAUCGGGAUACAAACUUUAAAUGUAACUACGGGACUCUCUACGCUAUUUCCAAACGAGAAAGUUGCCUGUAUAAAUAUACUUGGAUAUAAAUUAAUUUUUUUCUUACAUCCAGAAUCUGCAAAGGAAGUAUUAAAAAGCAAAAGUUUAAUCGAUAAGGAUUCUACGUAUGAUUUCUUCAAGCCACUACUCGGAGACAACAGUUUUUUGUCAGUUCUGACGAUGAUUGGAGAAAAAGAAGAAAAUCUUUCGCUCCACAUUUUCAUCUUCGGAAUCUGAAAAAUGAUCAAAACGUAUUUACGGAGCAUUCAAACGUCUUAGUCGAAAAACUCAAACAAUUGCAAAAAAAUGAAGUAUUCGAUAUUCUGAAAUUGAUGAAAUAUUGCACUCUCGACAUAAUUGCA